AUGGAAUCUACCGUACGCACAUUUCAAGUCUUCGGCCUGACCUCAAGCCUUCUCCUCGCCGGCGUGAAUCUCGGCUCCUCGCAUCUCACGGUUCCCUUUCUGUAUAACCAGCCUACAUCUGUCAACACACCUUUCUUCAAAGAAUUCUACACUCGCGGUGCUCUGACCCUUGUUCCCCUUGCCAUAUUCUCGGGCGCAUCGUCAGGCAUAGUCGCCUAUAUCCCUCCCGCUCAACGUACACUCUGGAUUGUUGCGGCUGUAACCACGCUGUCUCAGCUGCCAUGGACUGGACUUGGGAUGAUGGCUACGAACACUCGCCUCAACGACAUCGCGGCUAGCAGUGUUGAACAGGAGAAGGCAAGUCAGCAGGAAGUUGUGAAUUUGUUGAAGAAGUGGUGA
This is a messenger RNA of Fusarium pseudograminearum CS3096, 399 nucleotides long. RefSeq lists its product as uncharacterized. Lineage: Eukaryota; Fungi; Ascomycota; Sordariomycetes; Hypocreales; Nectriaceae. Bases 1 to 399 code for a protein of 132 amino acids. The transcript has a single exon. The record is from RefSeq and is a predicted model, not a curated record.